Messenger RNA from Mizuhopecten yessoensis (Yesso scallop), 2189 nucleotides. RefSeq names its product zinc finger protein 239-like. The transcript has 2 exons. The record is from RefSeq and is a predicted model, not a curated record. Bases 500 to 1513 code for a protein of 337 amino acids. Gene Ontology annotation, molecular function: DNA-binding transcription factor activity; RNA polymerase II cis-regulatory region sequence-specific DNA binding. Lineage: Eukaryota; Metazoa; Mollusca; Bivalvia; Pectinida; Pectinidae. Gene Ontology annotation, biological process: regulation of transcription by RNA polymerase II.
CAUUUGUAUUUUAUUCACUUCCGGUAAUGCAGUUCCCAUAUUGUUGACAACUUGCGGCAGAGGUUUUAUGAUAUAAGGAAAUAAUUUGGAAAACAAAACAAAGACCCUGCUGUGUAAUCAACCUUGUUGUGAAGAGCUGAUCAAUGAUCCUUGGAAAAAAAACUGUAAUCUCGGAAGAAAGUUCAUCUAUCUGAAUGAAUCUCAGUCCGUUAUCGAAGAAACUUGUUCUACACGACAGUAUGUAUUACUACUGUGAUUACAGACUUCAGUUUGGACAAAGAUAAGCAUGAUUACAUACCAGAAAAACGUUAGAUGUAAUGUCUAAAAAUUGAGAUAAGAUCUUCGUGUCAUAACAGGAAGCACACGAGAGACAGUGUAAACCAACAUAUAUUUAUGGUAAGGAAUUCUGAAGGGCGAAUGGACUAAAUAAACACUACAUAUGAAAAUUUCAAACACACACUUGUGAUCUAUAGCUAAGUUCUAGAAACAUAUAUACAGCAUGGUACAUACAGGAAAAAAGGCAUUUGAGUGUGAUUUUUGUGGUAAACGGUUUAAGAAGACCGGCGGUCUGACAUCUCACCGCAUGGUACAUACAGGAGAAAAGCCAUAUGAAUGUGAUAUCUGCGGAAAGCAGACUAGAACGACAGAAGACCUGAAGAGACAUCUAAGGUUGCAUACAGGAGAGAAACCAUAUAAAUGCGACGUCUGUGGUAAGGAGUUUACUCAGGCGUCUAAUCUUCGUACACACGCCGUAAUUCAUACAGGUGAAAAACCAUACAAAUGUGAUAUCUGUGAUAGAGGCUUUAGUCAAAUGGCUAACCUCAAAAGCCAUCGUAUGAUACAUACAGGAGAAAAGCCACACAGGUGUGAUGUCUGUGGGAAAGGGUUUUGUCUUGCAUCCAGCCUUAAGGCGCAUCGCGUCAUGCAUACAGGAGAAAAACCGCACGUUUGUGAAAUCUGUGGAAAGAAGUUUACGGCAACACAGAACCUAGCAAGACACAUCAAGGUACACACAGGAGAGUAUUCCCAUGAGUGUGAUGUCUGUGGUAAACUGUUUCUUCAGGCAAAUGGCUUACGUAUACAUAAAAUGUUACAUACUGGAGAAAAGCCUUUCAAGUGUGACGUCUGUGGGGAGGGAUUUCGGCAGGCCUACGGACUAAAAAGACACACCAAGAUACAUACAGGGGACAAGCGGUACAAGUGUGAUGUCUGUGGUAAGGUGUUUAACAAGGCCGCUGUUCUAAAGAUACACCAAAGGGAACAUACAGGGGGGAAGUUGUUAACAUGUAAUGUCUGUGGCAAGGGCUUCAGUCAGCAGUCAAACCUCCAGAAACAUCUCUUGAUUCACUCGGGUGCGAUGCAAUACACAUGUGAUGUCUGUGGUCAAGGCUUUAAUCAGUCUAUUGUCCUGAAGAUGCACCAGAAUGGACACAUAGAAGAGAAGUUUCAGAAAGCUGACAGUAAAAGAUCUAAUACCAAGAAUGAUGGCCUGGAGGAGAAACAUAACAUAUAGAGGGGAAAGGGGACAGUGACCUACAGACGUGAAAUAUGUGCUUAGGGGUUUUGUACAACUUCUAGGCGUUAAAAAACACAUGGAUUCAUAGAACAAUGUCAAUAUGAGAAGGGUAAUAAAAUAAAUUGACACUUGAUUUAUUUUACAUUUCUUAUGAAACAAGUUAUUACAACUUUUAUUAAUCAUAAUUGGUUGCACAGAUGAUAGUGUGCAACAGGUCUUAAUGUGUGGGGAACCUGAGUACCCAGAGAAAACUUAUGUGGUCGGGCAGCUGGUGACCCACAUACCUUUUUAUGUCCGAUGGGGCAUCACAGCCCAGCUGCCUUGGUGAAAGGCAAGUGCGUUAUAUCCACCCGAUAACUACAAAAUGGUGUUCAGUAAUAAAGUAUAUAUGUAUGAACUGUCAACAGGAUUCACCAACAAAAUAUAAUCUCUUGAGACCUAGAUAUCUAUAUAACCGUUUUUAACGAGUAUAUGCAACUCUGGCUAGGCAUGUUACAUACAUAGAAAUAUGUCAAAUCGGGCAGCUGCUGAUGAUGAUGAGUGAGACUUAUUUUUGACAAUAUAUAAUAAUUGAAUCCUUAGGAGGUAACCUAAAUGUAACAAUAUGAAUGUUGUUUCUACUUUGAAAUCAACUCUAUAUCAAACAAAUGUAUUAAAUUCAUUAUAUAUCUGA